AUGUCCAGCGAACCAUUCCGCCGCAGCCUGACGCGGCGCAUCGUCACCGCCCUUUUCAACCACUAUGAACAGGACCCGACACUGCCGCAGUUCGCUCCGCAGGGCGGCAUGCCGCCCAUGCCCCCAGACGCAGCCACCGAGGACCCAGAGACCCGCGCAAAGCGACAGACAGUCGUACGGACAGACGAGAGCACGCUCAUCCCGCCCACCGAUAAACUCCUCGUCUUCCGCGCGCUGACAGGCAUCGACAGCGUCCCCGCGCUGACAACCCUGAACCACCUGCGGCGCACCGCGCCGAACGUAGGCAUCUACACGCGCGUCGUGCGCGCCGAACAAUCCGCCGCACAGCGCUACCGCUUCUUCAGCAUCCUCAUCAACACGUGUCUGGGCAUCCAGAUCGUCGUGGCGGCCGCGCUGACGGCGCUGGGCGCCGCUUCCGGCCCGCACUCGGCCGUCACGGCCUUUGGCGCCAUCAACACCAUCAUGGCCGGCGUGCUGACCUACCUCAAGGGCUCCGGGCUGCCCGACCGCCUCAAGCACUACCAGAACGAGUGGCGUAAUAUCCGCGAGUAUGUCGAGCAGCGCGAGCGCGAGCUGUGUCUCAAUGGGUGUGAUCUGGACGUCCAGGAGGAGAUCCAGAUCAUCGAGAGCAUGUAUGAGGGGGUCAAGCGAGAGAUUGAGGCGACCAAGAGUGGUGGGGAAAGUCGCUAUGCCACGAGUGAUAGGCAGAAUCGGCGGUCGUUUUUGCCGCCGGCGGCGCGUUCAAGGGAUACGCGCGACCACAGUCCGGUGACGGUCCCGGAGCGGUCGUUGGAAAAGCAUUAG
Messenger RNA from Aspergillus terreus NIH2624, 825 nucleotides. RefSeq lists its product as uncharacterized. The transcript has a single exon. The record is from RefSeq and is a predicted model, not a curated record. NCBI's taxonomy places the organism in Eukaryota, Fungi, Ascomycota, Eurotiomycetes, Eurotiales, Aspergillaceae. The coding region runs from base 1 to 825 and encodes 274 amino acids.